Molecule: messenger RNA, 581 nt
Organism: Aspergillus costaricaensis CBS 115574
Lineage: Eukaryota; Fungi; Ascomycota; Eurotiomycetes; Eurotiales; Aspergillaceae
Exons: 1
Coding region: 1-153 (50 amino acids)
Source: RefSeq, a predicted model, not a curated record
AUGAAAGAGUGUGGUGUCUGCCCUGGGGGGAAGCGGUCCCUGGCGGGGAAGGGCCCUUUGGACCGGUCGUUUCAAGCACCCCUUUCUGUCGGGAAGAGUUUAAUGAGCGAGCCUGAACGGGCGGUUCAGGAAGGGAAAUCGGUCCAAGGGUAAAUUCGCACCCACAGCAACAGGGGAGAUUCUAUUAUGGCCCUUUGCGAUAGAUUCGAGUUAUCCAGAUAAUAGAAGCUCGACCUGGGGGGCCACAACAGUUCUGGAGAAGCGAGAGUGGUAUGAAGAGUUGGAAAAACGAAAAUCCAAUGGAAAAUAGGAAUAAAAAAUUGCACAAAAACAAUAAUGUCCUAAUAGAAGGCCAAAAAGAGUGACUGGGUUGAAAGCAGGAAAGAGAAAAGAGGGUCAGGGAAGGGGAAGGCGACAGAAACGAUUGACAGACUCCUUCCUGGGACACAACAGGGUGACUAGUACUGCAGAGGCGGAGGACUGGACUGGGAAGGCAUUAAGCGACGCACUGACGGGUGAACUAGUACUAGUAAGUAAGUAGUAUUACUGUGUACUUCCCGUAGGGGGAGGUCAGAGACAAC